Erpetoichthys calabaricus (reedfish) is the source of this 2182-nucleotide messenger RNA. RefSeq names its product zinc finger protein OZF-like. Lineage: Eukaryota; Metazoa; Chordata; Cladistia; Polypteriformes; Polypteridae. The record is from RefSeq and is a predicted model, not a curated record. Bases 183 to 1709 code for a protein of 508 amino acids. Gene Ontology annotation, cellular component: nucleus. Gene Ontology annotation, molecular function: DNA-binding transcription activator activity, RNA polymerase II-specific; RNA polymerase II cis-regulatory region sequence-specific DNA binding. Gene Ontology annotation, biological process: regulation of transcription by RNA polymerase II. The transcript has 3 exons.
AAUCAGCCGACGGCUCCGACUGUCUUACCAGACACAUGGCUGGAGUUUCUUCAGAGGCGAAAGUGAGCAGAAGCGGAAAAGAGAACGAGAAGAGAAGGAGAGGCGAGAGGUUGUGAGAAACGCUUCUUAGAAGAGAAAAGCAGACACUUGAGGGGGGGAGAGAGAAGAGUUUCACAUGAAACAUGGCCUCAGUCAAAGAGGAUGACAUGGAUCCACGACUGGCAUGCAUUAAACAAGAGGUCUGUGCACCGGAAGAGUUGUGUGUAAAGCUGGAGGAAGGUGAAGGAAGAAUUUCAGCUUUUAAAGAGGAGGAGUGCAAGGAGGAGACUGUUGAGAUAAAAGUGGAGGACUUCUCUUUGAGUCUUGAGUUGCAAAAGCAUGAAACUAGGAACAUUUUUAAGCAAGAGGAUUAUGAAGAAUCUCAUUCCAAUUCUCAGCCCAGGGUCACUUAUACGGGACAACUGGGUACCCAACAGAUUUCUAUAGCGAUAAAAUCUGAGUUUUUAGAGUUUGAAGAAAACAGGAGAGCAGGAGAAGAGCAGCAGUCAUCUGGGAGCCUGGAAAUAAAUUUCCAGAAGAAUGGCAUCUGCUCCCCAGUUUCAUUUGCUCAGACCUCUCUUCAGGAGAGACUGCAGCAGAAACAGGACAAGAAGAAGAAGACAUCAACAAGAAAAAAAGAGAAUUUGACAGCUGACUCUUUGCUGCGUAACCCUCUUCCCAUCAACACUGAUCAACAAGUGCAUAAACAUGUCAGAAUCCACACCGGAGACAAGUCUUACUCUUGUUUUGAAUGUGGCAAACGAUUCUCACACGUACACAAUCUUCACACCCACACAAGAAUCCACACUGGAGAAAAACCUUUUGUCUGUUCUGAAUGUGGCAAAAGAUUCUCCUAUAACAGCAGUUUUCAGAAACACACGAGAAUUCACACUGGGGAGAAACCUCAUUGCUGUUCUGAAUGUGGCAAAAGAUUUUCCCAAAGUAGCGAUCUUCAGAAACAUUCAAAAAUUCACACUGGAGAGAAGCCAUUUUAUUGCACUGAAUGUGGGAAAAGAUUCUUACAAUUGUGCAAUCUUCAACGCCACAUCAGAAUUCACACCGGAGAGAAACCUUUUUGCUGUACUGAAUGUGGCAAACAAUUCUUUCAAUUCAUUCAUCUGCAGAGCCACCUUAGAAUUCACACUGGAGAAAAACCGCACUGUUGUUUGGAAUGUGGCAAACAGUUUUCAUACAGCAGUAGUCUUCGUAAACAUGCCGGAAUUCAUACCGGAGAGAAACCUCAUUCCUGUUCCGAAUGUGGUAAAAGAUUCUUACAAUUGUGCCAACUUCAACGACACAACAGAAUUCAUACUGGAGAGAAACCCCAUUGCUGUCCACAAUGUGGGAAACGAUUCUCACAAAUAAAUGGUCUUCAGAGCCACACAAGGACCCACACUGGAGAAAAACCGUAUUGCUGUUCUGCAUGUGGCAGGCACUUUUCUGAUAGUAGCAGUCUCCAAAGACAUACAAGAAUUCACACUGGAGAAAAGCCCUAUAGCUGCUCUGAAUGUGGCAAAAGAUUUUCUGACAGCGGUACUCUUCUGCAGCACACACGCAGCCACACUGGAUAUAGACCCUAUUGCUGCUCUGAUUGUGGCAAAGGAUUUUCACGAAUUAGAAGCCUUCACAACCACUCAAAAAGCCACACUGAAGAGAGAGGUCAUUCUUGAUCUGACUGUGGGAAAAGAUUCUUAUAAAUACAGUAUGCCAUCUUCAAUAGCACAUCAGAAUCCAUACUGCAGCGAAACUGUAUUGUUGUCCUGAAUGUGGUAAACCAUUCACAGACAGCAGUGGCAUUCAUACCCAGAAAUAACUUUAUACUGGUUAAAAACCUCAUAAUUGUUCAGAUGGUGGGAAGAAUUUCUCAGAGAACAGCAUUCUUAACAGCCACUUAAGAAUUCAAACAAAAUAUUAAAGAAUGUCAUGGGAUGCAAACUGAAAUACGACACAUGUGGAAUGAAAUCGCUGAAAUUAUGCCAGUGUGUUUGGGAAUCAUUAAGGUUUAUCACAUUGAAAAUCCAUGCUCAUCUAGAAGUCCUGAAAGUUUCUACCAAUGUCUAUGAAAACAGGAAGUAGUGCUGGGGAUAAUGCAAACAUUACAGUCGUGGACAAAAGUUCUGAGAAUAACCCCCCACAGCUGGUG